Messenger RNA from Musa acuminata AAA Group (dessert banana), 1156 nucleotides. RefSeq names its product abscisic acid receptor PYL4-like. Gene Ontology annotation, cellular component: nucleus; cytoplasm. Gene Ontology annotation, biological process: abscisic acid-activated signaling pathway. The record is from RefSeq and is a predicted model, not a curated record. NCBI's taxonomy places the organism in Eukaryota, Viridiplantae, Streptophyta, Magnoliopsida, Zingiberales, Musaceae. The coding region runs from base 101 to 730 and encodes 209 amino acids. The transcript is spliced from 2 exons. Gene Ontology annotation, molecular function: signaling receptor activity; abscisic acid binding; protein phosphatase inhibitor activity.
GACCACCCCUUCGGGAGCCAAAUGGUCGCGCAGGCCGCUUAAACAAAGUGCAAUAUGCACAACAGUACCGAUCAAAUGCUGUAACACGAGCGUCGUCGCCAUGCCCCACUCCUCCCCCAAGCCUUCCCCUCCUCUCCACCGCAUCGGCGGCAAGCCGGUCCUGGGGGCGGGGGCAUCGGCGGCCGCAGGCGUACCCGUUCGGUGCAUCGGCCAUGGCGUCCCCGCCGUGGUGUCGCGACACCACGAGCACGCGGUGGAAGCCCACCAGUGCUGCUCGGCCUUGGUGCAGCACGUCGCGGCGCCGGUGGCCAUGGUGUGGUCGGUGGUGCGCCGCUUCGACCAGCCGCAGACCUACAAGCACUUCGUGAAGAGCUGCCACGUGAUCGACGGCGACGGUGACGUCGGCACCCUUCGGGAGGUCCGCAUCGUGUCCGGCCUGCCGGCGGCGACCAGCCGGGAGCGCCUCGAGAUCCUCGACGACGAGCGCCACGUGCUCAGCUUCCGGGUGGUCGGCGGGGAGCACCGCCUCGCCAACUACCGCUCCGUCACAACCCUCCACCCGGAGGCCGAGGGGUGCACGGUGGUGGUGGAGUCGUACGUGGUGGACGUGCCGGCGGGGAACACCAGGGAGGACACGCGCGUCUUCGUCGACACCAUCAUCCGGUGCAAUCUCCAGUCCCUGGCGCGCACAGCCGAGAACCUGGCCAAGCGCCCCGGAACAGCCAAGUAAUUUCCCACCCAAUCCAACCCUGUGGCUGCCCAUCUUCUAUGCUUCCACCGCCGCCACCCCUCUUGCAUGCCCACUCGGAAGCAGACGACGACAUCUCAGAACAACUGCUGAGCCCGUCAACAUCGGGAAAUUUUGAGGAAAGAGAAAAGAAGAGAGAAACUCUUCCAACUCGUUCCUAUCUCUUUUUUUUGUCUUCUUUGUUUCGGUCACAUGAACCCUUGCGGAUAAAUGCCUAUGUAGUUCUGUCUAUACAUAAACCCUCCAAGAAAGCAAAACAGAUGUUUCUUGGAAUGCUAGCUAGCUUUAUUUACCUUAGUCUCUCUCCCUCUGCAUUGUGAUCCUGAUCAGUCUGUGCUAUCUUCUCUUGUCAAAAGUAAUGGGUUGUAAGCUUCGGAGUAAUGGAUGUCGAAGCACAUGGGAUGGGGA